Molecule: messenger RNA, 5506 nt
Organism: Lottia gigantea (owl limpet)
Lineage: Eukaryota; Metazoa; Mollusca; Gastropoda; Lottiidae
Exons: 2
Coding region: 1-5295 (1764 amino acids)
Biological process (GO): regulatory ncRNA-mediated heterochromatin formation
Cellular component (GO): nuclear RNA-directed RNA polymerase complex
Molecular function (GO): helicase activity
Source: RefSeq, a predicted model, not a curated record
AUGCGUUAUUAUGAAGGAAAGGAUCCAGCAGAUAUACUAUUUUCAUUGGGACAUGAAAGGAGUGGUUUGUAUGAACUAUUGAAUUUAACACGUCAAAAUGUGGACAUGGUGAAACUUACUGUAUCUGUCAUAGCCAAAGGAUGUACAUGUAAUACAGCCCCACAGAAUAAGAUCAACAUUCUAACUAAGUUAAUCAGUUCACCGUUUCUUACGAUUGGCGUUCCUGAUCUCCUGAUGAAAAUAACAACUGAUGCUGAUGAAGAGGAAUCACAAAAAACAUUUAAAAAUGUUUGUGAGAUAGUUUUGGCUCUCUUUCUUAAUAUUCCUUUUACAUGCGUCAAUAUGAAUUUGUUAGGUCUUACUAUUUUAAUUGAAGGAGUUAUGGACACUUUAAGAAUUCGUACAGACAUUGAUGAUGAGCUAAUGGAGAUAUAUCAAGAAAUUCAUGAUCUAAAGGACAAACGUUUAAUCAAGAUUAAAAAUAGAGGAUUGUCAGAUGAACAUAGAGACUCCCCUGAAGAGCUUGCUCCUCCUGAUGACUUUCGUGACAUUUCUGUAUUACCAACAAUGGAAGACAUUGACCCCAGCACAAAACCAUUUUUAAGGAAAAACAAAGUAAAAGGAGGCUACGCCAGUUCAAGCGAUUAUCUAGAUGUACAAUUCAGAUUGUUAAGGGAAGAUUUUAUUCAACCUCUACGUAAUGGAAUAGAAGAAUACCAGAUAAUGGUUCGUGGAGAAAACAAUGGGCGACAUAGAUUUUCAGAUAUUCGUGUUUACACGGAUGUAUCUGUUGUCAGAUCGAUAUGCACUCGGACUGAUCUUUUGUAUCGGCUGCAAUUCGAUGUGUCAAAAAUGAAAAAGGUUAACUGGCAGAUCUCUAAACGUUUAAUAUUUGGUUCACUUGUUUGUCUUUCUUCUGAUGAGUUCAAAACCUUUUACAUUGCCACUGUUUGUGAUCGAGAUGCUAAAAAACUAGCCGAUGGUUAUAUUGAUGUCAAGUUUGAGCAUCAACUUAAUGAUAUUGAUGCUAUUACACCAGAUCAAAAGUUCGUCAUGGUUGAAACAACAGCAUAUUACGAGGCAUAUAAACAUGUUCUUAAAGGUCUUCAGGAUAUAGGACAUGUUCCCUUCGAGAGAUACAUUGUUCAAUCUAACUCGUCCGUUAAUCCCCCCAGAUAUCUACUAGACUGUCCAGCUCUUGAUUUAAGACCACUCGUAGAUGAAAAGGUUACAUUACGAGGAGAUGACGACAACCUACGACGACAAGGAAGGAAACAAAAUUAUGAGUUCAGUGGCAAGUCUAAACCUGCUGAGAAGAUUAACUUGUUGAAUAUACAGAGCUGGCCUAACCAUGAGUUACUAAACGUGGAUGAAUCACAAUUCGCCGCCCUACAGACAGCUCUAACAAAAGAAUUCUCUGUAAUACAAGGACCACCUGGAACAGGAAAGACGUAUGUUGGUUUAAAAAUCGUGAAAGCUUUACUCCAUAAUUCCAAUGCAUGGAACUAUGAUGACGAGAUCAAACGACCAAUGUUAAUAGUUUGUUAUACUAAUCAUGCCUUAGAUCAGUUUUUGGAGGGAAUUAGUAAUUUUUACGAUGGGAAGAUAGUUAGAGUUGGUAGUCGUAUUAGCUGCAAGAAGAUCGAAAACUAUUCCAUUCAAGCAUGGAGGCGAAAAUUCCAAGACGCAAAACGUUUCAGGGAUCUUGGUAGAAUUAACUAUGAAAAUCAUAGAGAUAUUUUAGAAUUACAAAGACCAAUUGAGAAUGUUGGACAGAGAAUAGAGGCAGCUACCAGAGAUAUUCUAAAAGAAGAUGAACUGAGGCCUGUAAUGUCUCCAUUUCACAGAGAACAGCUAUCAUCGUCCUUUUACGAAAAAAUGCUAUUUCAGAUGGGGUAUCUUGCUCCUGAAACCCCUUCACUAAUGCUUGAAUGGUUGGGCAUCGCAGUAAACGGAACAAUUACGAACGAAAUGGUCCAAGCAGAAGAAGACGACAUUGCAGCAACAGAAGAAGAUGAAGAGGGUAUAGUAGUUGAAGAUGAACGUGAUAUUAUGACUAAUAAUCGGUUACUAGAUGUUGACGAGACAGGCAUUGAUAGAAAUCUCGAGCAGAUUGUAGUGGAAAGUAUCAAACAUAGGAGAGAAGUUAUCGCUUUCGAUGUCAAUAAUAUUGAUGCCGAUAAAGUAACACCGAAUGAUGGCUUUCAACUGACGAGGCAAUCAAGACGAAAGCUUAAGAGAAACCUACUCAAAAAACUAAAUUCAAGAUCUAAAUUGACCAAAGCAGAAGCUGAUAGAAUCGCGAAUAUUUGGGAAAUCGACAUCAAUAGACGUUGGCGAUUGUAUCGAUACUGGGUGUCAGAGCAUUGUAAUAAACUCAGAGAAACGAUUUCAGAGCUGGGAGAAAGGUAUAAAACUAAAUGUGAAACAAUGAAAGAAGUUAAUCUUCGAAAAGAUAAAAUUAUAAUGACCGAGGCCACAGUUAUUGCCAUGACUACCACAGGUGCUGCUAGAUAUCAGAAGAUUCUGCAAGAAGUUAAUCCAAGAAUUAUCGUGGUCGAAGAAGCCGCAGAAGUGUUAGAAGGUCACGUCAUAACAAGUUUAAAUGCUGGAUGUGAACAGUUAAUACUUAUUGGUGAUCAUAAACAAUUAAGACCAAAUCCUAACGUAUUUAAUCUUGCCGUCAAAUACAAUUUACAAAUAUCAUUAUUUGAAAGAAUGUUGAAAAAUGGGGUCCACUGUGAUUGCUUGGAAAUUCAGCAUAGAAUGAGACCCGAAAUAUCAAAAUUGAUGAAACCAAUAUACCCUACCUUGAUGGACCACUUUUCUGUCAGAACAUUUGAUAACGUAAAGGGCUUGGCGAAAAAUAUUUUUUUCAUAGAUCACAAAUUUGAAGAGCAGCACAAUGAAGAGAUGAGAAGUCAUUCAAACUCCUACGAAGCAGAGUUUAUAUCUAAACUGGCUGACUAUUUGCUGAAACAAGGCUACGACAAAAAACAAAUAACUGUCCUUACGGCAUAUUCUGGCCAAAUACAUCAAUUGAAGAAAGUAAUGCCAAAACACAGAUUUGAAGGUAUACGUAUAACACCAAUAGAUAAUUUCCAGGGCGAGGAAAAUGAUAUCAUAUUAUUGUCAUUGGUUCGAAGUAAUAUUAAAGAAAAUAUAGGAUUUUUGAAGAUUGAGAACAGGGUUUGUGUAGCAUUAUCCAGAGCUCGGAAAGGAUUGUAUGUUAUUGGUAAUUUUGGAAUUUUGGCAUCUCAAAGUUCUCUAUGGAAGGAGAUGACAAUAAUUCUUAAGAAAGCUGGUGAACUUGGAGAAAAUCUGUUGCUACAAUGUCAAAACCAUCCAAAUGAUAGUGGAAUAGAAAUUACUAAACCAGGAGACUUUGAAAUGGCCCCACUUGGUGGAUGUCAGAAACUAUGUAAUGCUCGACUUCAGUGUGGACAUUCCUGUAGCAUGGCAUGCCAUCCUACAGAUCCAGACCAUGAAGAAUAUUCGUGUCCUAAACCAUGCACCAAAACUUGCAAAGAUGGUCAUCCCUGUAAGAAAAAAUGUUACCAAGAAUGCGGAGACUGUCAAACUAAGGUUGAAAAGACAAUCCCUGUCUGUGGACAUUUGGAAAUGGUCAAAUGUUCUGUAUCAGUAUUGAAACACAAAUGUACACAUCCUUGUGAAUCUAUACUAGAUUGUGGUCAUCGUUGUGGUAAUCUUUGCGGAUUUCCCCAUCAAUGUCAAGCUAUGGUUAAGAAAAAGUGGCCGUGUGGUCAUACAGGAAAUGUAAAAUGCGUACAAAGCGAAUACGCUGUUUGUAAAAAACCAUGUGGAGCAGCAUUAGAGUGUGGCCAUCCAUGUACAGGAACCUGUUCUGAUUGCUUUUCCGGCAGACUUCACAAAUCAUGUGGACAAAGAUGUACCAAGAAUCUUAUAUGUGAUCACAAAUGUCAAUCUAAAUGUUCGUAUUGUCCACCAUGUGAGGGGAUAUGUGAAAACAGAUGUGAGCACAGUAAAUGCAAGAAAAAAUGUGGAGAAAUUUGUAUUACAUGUAAAGAACCAUGCGCCUGGAAAUGCCGGCAUUUUACUUGUGGUAAAAAAUGUUUUGAGCCAUGUGACCGACCACCAUGUAAUCAUCCUUGCUACAAAAUAUUAAAAUGCGGUCAUGAAUGUAUCGGACUUUGUGGAGAACCAUGUCCAAAUCUUUGCCGAAUCUGCCACAAGGAUAAAGUUACUGAGAUAUUUUUCGGCACAGAAGAUGAAGCGGAUGCUAGAUUUGUACAGCUCAAAGACUGUGGUCACGUUAUUGAAUAUGAAAGUCUCGAUAACUGGAUGAAAGAAGGUACAUCUUCCUCAGAAACAAUAUCAAUUCAGAUGAAAACUUGUCCUAAAUGUAAGACUCCAAUCAGAAGAUGUGUUCGAUAUGGCUCCAUCAUAAAUCGUCUUUUACAAAGCGUUGACCAAGUAAAACAGACCUACAUUGGAAAUAAGACAGCCAUUGAAAAGCUGAGAAGAGAAUUACAAGGAAGGGCUUUGAGGAAACCAGUAACGUCAGCAGUGUCAAGUCCUUGGCUGAAAUUGGAACGGAUCAUUCCUGUAGCAUCAACUGAAAACCAUCUACUGGCAAUUCAAAAUCAACUAGAAGUUCUGACCAAAAUAGAUAAACUCCUUGUUAAACUUAAAAAAGUUGCAGAAAAUCACCAACCCUUGUCUGCAUCUAAAUAUAAAGAAUAUGAUGUUCUUAAUAAAGAAUUUAAGAAGUUUGUUGAAUGGUUAAGUCUUGACAGGAUGGUGUUUAGUAACCAGGAACUGAAUGAUGCUCAGGCAGAAAUGAAACGAUUGUCAUUGUAUCUGAAAUUUUUCAACCUGAUUGUCACAGUUGAGAAAAGAAACAUUGAUCUUGGUAUACUACAAAAGGAUAUAAAACAAUGUUAUACGUUAUUCUCAGAUGGCAAUCCGUUAACUGAAAGAGAUCUACAGAAAGUUAAAGAAACAUUGAAGAAAAUAGACCUUUUGGCACCAGCAUCCGGUCUUGGUAUCUCUGAAGAAGAAAAAGUGAUGGUUGUUAAAGCUGUAGGUUUAACUCGGGGACAUUGGUAUAAAUGCAGAAAUGGUCAUCCAUAUGUAAUUACUGAGUGUGGUGGAGCUACAGAAAUAUCAUCAUGUCCUGUUUGUAAAGAUAAAAUAGGUGGAACUAAUCACAGGCUGCUAGAUGGAAAUGCAGUAGCGACGGAAAUGGAUGGUGCUACACAUUCAGCUUGGUCUGAUCAAUCCAACAUGGAAAAUUACAUAUUUGAUAUUUAAUGGUUUCUUUCUACAGAGGAAUUGUGUGGACGUUUUCUGGUUUUCUUCAUUGAGUAUAUUAUUCGAUUGUAUAUUCCAAUAUUUUUUUAAAUUCUAUUGUUAUUAUGAAUGUACUACUAUGUUUAAAUAAGCACUAUUCAUGUCGAGUGUAUAGUUUGUGUAUACAUAAUGGCCCUAUAGUCGUCCCGUUAAAUUUAUCAAGAAAAAGUCU